Messenger RNA from Menidia menidia (Atlantic silverside), 3278 nucleotides. Lineage: Eukaryota; Metazoa; Chordata; Actinopteri; Atheriniformes; Atherinopsidae. The record is from the annotation of a GenBank genome assembly.
CCUAACAUCAGGAGAGCUAUUCAGCCCAUAUCUGGAGAAUGCCGUAAACUUGAGUCCAAUAAGGGAUGUAAAUAAAACUUAUUUCACGCGCUGAAAUAAGCUAAUAUUAGUUUCUUGCGUUAGAUAACUUAAAUCCUCUGCGUCUUACCCACAGUUCAGAAGCAACUCAGAAGACAAUGGUAAACUUCCGACGUUAAGCUUAUCAACGCCAGGUUAGUUAACUUAGCACGGUAUUCGAGUCCGUUGUAGCAAAAAUUAGAAACAAGGUUGUAAACAGGAAUACACCAAACCAGAUGGAGGCUGCUUUGGAAUCAAUGCAAACUUGCGAAUUAAGCUCUGUCCUUUCUUCAUGUGAGCCAGAGCUUCAAGAGCUAAUGCGACAGAUUGACAUUAUGAUCAAUCAUCAGAAGAAAGUGUGGGAGGCUGAAACUCAGACCUUGGAGUUAAAGCUGAAAAGUGGGGAAGAGGCUCUCUUAACCUCAAAAAACACAAUUGAACGAAGGGACCUUGAGAUUGCAUUACUUCGCAACCAGCUUGAUGACACCCAGAGCGGUCGCCAGGACAUAAUUUCCAAAUAUGAGCAACAACUACAGAAAGUCAAGGAAGAGUUGGAUAAGUUGAAGAGGAGUUAUCACAAGCUCCAACACAAACAGCUCAAGGAUAAAAGGGGAGGAGCAAAAGAGACAGACCUUUCAAAGGACUGUCAUCAGCACUCUGCAGAGUGCCAACAGCUGCGUGCCAAGUACCAAAACCAGCUAACGGUGCUGGAGGCCCAGAAUAAGAACCUGACUGAUGAGCUUUCACAUUUAAAAUCCCAGCAACGAGCGGUGAGAGAGCACCGGGAGUGCUGCUCAGAGAUUCAGCUUCUGCGCACGCAGCUGGAGAAGGCCCAGGGCUGCGUGCACGCACAGAAACUUGAACUGGAUCGCCUCAGACCAUUUGAGACGUUAGGACGGCACAAGAGAGAUGAGCAGCUGCUGUCAGGUGCCACACAGGAUUCCCAGGAUCCAUUCGUGAGGAGUACCAAUCUUGAACACAAAAGGCUCCAAGAUGAAGCUAUUAGGCUCAAACAAGCACUUCACGCGAAAGAUCAAGUUAUCCGCUCUCUGGAGGAGUGCCUGGCAGCUCAGGGAUGUGCUGAUGUGGAAAACCUCCGAAUACACCUAGAGAGAACAGCGGCCAAACUUCAGUGUGCGCAAGCAUGCGAGGUCCACCUCAAAGCUGAACUCGCAUGCGUCAAAGAGAGGCUAGAGAGCGUGAGCGGACAGAAAAAUGACAACUCAAAGGCGGAGCAAGAACUCCGAAACCUCAGAGCGGAGUAUGACUCGGCCGUUUCGGAAAGGAAAAAGGUCAGGACUCCGGCUCGACUUGUUCAGAUGCAGAUUUUUCUUUGCAAGUGCAACAUCGGCCCUCUUCCCUCUGCGCGUGUUGAACAGCUCAGAGAGGAGCUCCAGUGUGCCAGGCAGGCUCACAGCGGUGAACUGGAGGGAAUGAGAAAGGAGGUGGCAAAGCUGACGGGGGAACUGCACCAGCGCAGCCUCACCAUCGCCACGCUGAGCAACUCCUCAGCCAGCGUCAAGCUUCAAGAUCAGCUGGACGCUCUACAAUCUGAGAACCACCACCUUAAGAGUCUGCUGCAUAACAUGCAGCAUCCCUCAGCUGAGACGAGGGAGAGCUACACGUCCUCCGUGACCAACAAGUGUUGGUCAAAGCAGAGUACUGUCUCAAAGCAGAUGCAGCACGGUGACUCUCAGCAGACAUGUCAGGAACAGAAUGAGCAACCUCUGCUCAGUCACCUGAGGCUUCAAGUUGACACACAGCCCACAAAGGCCAAACCGAAGGAGGGCGCAAGUUGCCAUGAAAGGGAGAUCCAGAGGCUCUUUAAGAAGCUUCAGACCAUGUCUGGGUCUCCAACAGAGACAUGCAGCCAGACCCAAAACAGUAGACCGCAUUCCUCCUCAUCUUCCUCCACCAGCAGCAGUACAAGACAGAUUAGGGCAACCUCAGCGCCACCUUUAAGUCCAGAUGACUCUGCUGCUGAAAGCCAAAGUUCAACUUCCUCGGCCAGAGAAAAGGAGCUUUUGUCGGUGUCACCAGCACACGCCACGGUCUCUUGUUUCUUAGAGGAGGAGAACUUGCGCUCCGAGGCGCUGCUGCAUAGACUGGACUCUCACAUUGACGGAAUGAGCGAGAGCAUCGUCAGAACCAUGGCCAAGUUCCUGAAAAAUGACUUGGGGUCCGACCAAAUAGAGUGGCCGGAGAUGGAGUCACAGCAUUAGCAGGCAAGCUGUUUUCUUCAUCCUGAAUUCAUCAACUCAGAGCCUCGGGUUCACCUAAGUUUGUCCUAAUAGCUGCAGCUGUUUCACUUGAUAAACACAUUAGGUUAACUUGUCACUUUUAAUUGUCAUUUUACUUUUUUUUUUCUUUAUUUUACUUCCGCCUUGAAUAUUUUUUUCUACAUACCAGAACGAUUGUGACACAGGACUGUUUAUUAAAGGUCAACGGUUAAGUGAAUUGUCUUUUGUCAGCCCCUAAAACCUGAUUGGUCCAAAUAUUUGCAGUUUGGACUGUAACUGGAAGGUUUCAAGUGAAGGAUUUAACAUUAAUGCAUACAUAUAUAUGUUUCCAUUCAUAAGAAAAGAAUUUUAAAGGUUGAGGAGUUUUCAUUCACCAAGUCUGUCUGCCAUAACUGCCUUAACAGGAUGUCAUACAAGCUUUAAUAACAGUGCCAUUCAAGAUUGUAGGACUCCCCCUGCUGGCCUCCCCUCUUUUCCCACAGUGAUCUUUUCCCUCUGACCUCCUCUGUCUACAUUAUUUUAAACUUAGGGAAUGCUAAAAUCGAUAAAUAUAUUUUUACAGCUUUUUGUAAUGGACACAUGGAAAUAAUUUAAAUAAAAGCAUGGAAACCAAGCUGAACUUCUGCAUCCAAGUCCUCUGACUGUGUUCUAAUGUUGAUGAUCUGUUGAACUGUCACACAUCUCCUCCCAUGUCUUUGCGUCAGCAACCACCAAAACUGUCCAAGAGAGUUUCAACACUCACCUUAAGACUCGCUCUAUAUAACCUAAUAAUCAGGUUGAAAAUCUUGGGGUAAUGCUGGACCCAGACCUGAACUUUACCAGCCAAAUUAAAUAAAUAACAUCAGCAGCCUUUUAUCAUUUAAAAAUCUCUACAAGAAUCAGAGGAAUAGUGUCUAAACCAGAUUAAAAAAAACUAAUCUAUGCAUUUGUCUGUAACAGGUUAGCAGACUACUGUAACGGCCUGCUCACUGGGCUCUCUAA